Messenger RNA from Lates calcarifer (barramundi perch), 4799 nucleotides. Its product is annotated as serine/threonine-protein kinase PAK 3. The record is from RefSeq and is a predicted model, not a curated record. Bases 242 to 1969 code for a protein of 575 amino acids. Gene Ontology annotation, cellular component: cytoplasm. NCBI's taxonomy places the organism in Eukaryota, Metazoa, Chordata, Actinopteri, Centropomidae. The transcript has 16 exons. Gene Ontology annotation, molecular function: protein serine/threonine kinase activity; ATP binding. Gene Ontology annotation, biological process: regulation of axonogenesis; regulation of MAPK cascade; regulation of actin cytoskeleton organization.
CUGGGUGGAUGACAUCAUGGGCUAGGGAACAGUGAGCAGCCAGUGAAGCAUCCAGCCUGCCGAACAAGCUUGCUUUUUAGGGUCAGGAACUGGUCUGACAAGAGAAUGGCAAUCCUGCCUUUAAACUGUCAUUAGGACUGUACGGUUGACGAUGAGCCUACCGCAGCUCCAGACCCAAAGGCGAGAGACUGAGCAAGAGAAUGUGAAGACAUAUUUCAGGACAUUGUGAGUGCCACUAAAGAUGUCUGAUAGUGUCGAUAUUGAAGAGAAACCACCAGCCCCCCCCUUGAGAAUGAACAGUAGUUCCCGAGACUCUUCAUCAGUGAAUCACGCCUCUAAACCGCUUCCAAUGGCUCCUGAAGAGAAAAACAAGAAGGUCCGUCUGCGCUCCAUCUUCCCCGGGGGAGACAAGACAAACAAGAAGAAGGAGAAGGAACGUCCUGAGAUAUCCCUACCCUCAGACUUUGAACACACCAUUCAUGUUGGCUUUGAUGCUGUAACAGGAGAAUUCACAGGUAUCCCGGAGCAGUGGGCGCGGCUCCUACAGACCUCAAACAUCACCAAGCUGGAGCAGAAGAAGAACCCACAGGCCGUGCUGGACGUCUUAAAGUUCUACGACUCCAAAGAGACCGUGAACAACCAGAAAUACAUGAGCUUCACCUCUGGAGACAAGUCGGCGCAUGGGUACAUAGCAGCAAACACUCUGAACCGACUGCUGUCAUCUGGGCCUCCUGUCAGCCUUAGAACCUGCAGCGCAUUAUUUGACAAGGGUGCCAAAACAUCAUCGUCAGAGCCCCCAAUCGCUCCACCCGUGUCAGAGGAGGAGGAUGAGGAGGAAGAGGAAGAGGAGGAGGAGGAGGAAGAUGAGGACGACGACGAUGAACUGCCCCCGGUCAUUGCGCCGCGGCCCGAGCACACCAAAUCUAUCUACACGCGCUCUGUCAUGGACCCACCAAAGCCUCCCACCCCUGUGAAAGAAGUGUUGACUCCGCCGGAGUCGCAGGUCCAGCCGGAGAACACGUCCAACACAAUGUAUCGCCACACUGACCGCCAGAGGAAGAAGUCCAAAAUGACAGAUGAGGAGAUACUGGAGAGACUCAGGAGUAUUGUGAGUGUGGGGGAUCCCAAAAAGAAGUACACGCGCUUCGAGAAAAUAGGACAAGGAGCGUCUGGCACUGUGUACACUGCCAUCGACAUAGCAACCGGCCAAGAGGUGGCCAUUAAGCAGAUGAACCUGCAGCAGCAGCCCAAGAAAGAGCUGAUCAUCAAUGAGAUCUUGGUGAUGAGGGAAAACAAGAACUCCAAUAUAGUGAACUACUUGGACAGUUACUUGGUGGGAGAUGAACUAUGGGUGGUGAUGGAGUAUUUGGCCGGUGGCUCAUUGACAGAUGUAGUGACUGAGACCUGCAUGGACGAGGGCCAGAUUGCUGCGGUCUGCAGAGAGUGUCUUCAAGCUCUGGACUUUCUACACUCCAACCAGGUGAUCCACAGAGACAUAAAAAGUGACAACAUCCUCUUGGGUAUGGACGGAUCCGUCAAGCUCACCGAUUUCGGCUUUUGUGCUCAGAUCACUCCAGAGCAGAACAAGCGCAGCACGAUGGUGGGAACGCCCUACUGGAUGGCACCAGAGGUGGUGACUCGGAAGGCUUAUGGUCCAAAAGUGGAUAUCUGGUCUCUGGGAAUCAUGGCGAUAGAGAUGGUGGAGGGAGAACCGCCCUACCUGAAUGAGAAUCCACUCAGGGCACUGUACCUGAUAGCUACCAAUGGGACUCCAGAGCUGCAGAACCCAGAGAGGCUGUCGUCUGUGUUCAGAGACUUCCUCAACCGCUGUCUGGAGAUGGAUGUGGAUCGCAGAGGCUCUGCCAAGGAGCUGCUACAGCAUUCCUUCCUCAAGCUGGCAAAGCCUCUCUCCAGCCUGACGCCUCUGAUUGUAGCUGCGAAGGAAGCCAUAAAGAACAGCAGUCGCUAGGGAGUGCCCUCUGUCCGCACCCGAGGCUGGAGCCCUGCCUGUGUUGUGUGCGUUCAUGGGGGCGGGGAGCAGGGCGGGGCAGGCAGGGACUUGGGUGUACGGGUGGCGGGUGACGUGACAGUGACAGCACAAGGAGGAGGAGGGUGGGAUGGUGGGGGGUGGGGGGUUUGUGUGACUUACGGUGACAGCACAAGGACAAAAGACCCCCAGGCCUCAUAUGUAGAACGGACAUCUGGCCUUGCAGCCUCUCGGCCCAUGCUGCUGAAAAGACCUUGCCUCUUUGUUUACUUCUCCAGCACUCUCUGUACAUGUAGAGCAGUCCAUCACAAGUAUGUGUGCGUGUUUGGGCGCGUGUAUGUGUGUGUGUGUGCAAAAACUGUGCACAUCUCUUUGUGUCAUACGUCUUGUUUGGGAAGUGGUCGCUCCCCAAACUCCAAAAAAAAAAAAAAUAAUCAUAACGAAAAAACAAAAAGGGUGAAAAAAUUUGAAAAGGAAGUGUGCUCAGUUUCAGCUUCAGGAGUGAAGAGGAGAAACUUAACAAAACUGAAGAGCCCUCGAUUCCUUCCUUGGCCAGCUGUAGGCUUGGUUUUCUUUCCUCUAGCCCCUCCACGGAGCACGAUCAGGCCACACCUGCACCUGCAGUGACCAGCUGAUGUGAGAGAGUGACUCUGGACCCAACCUUUGCCUGCAUGACUACGGCUCUGUGCAGAAACACUGCUACUCCUCUGCAGAUUGUCACAUCUCAAGGUGGUAGAUUUUUGUGUACAUGUGUAUGAGUGUGUGUGUGUGAAUGUGUGUAGGGGUGCAGCUACAGGGGAAAAAGUCAGGAAUAAUUUCACAUGACCUAUGCCAGCUUUAAACAUCCUUCAGUAAUCUGCGUCAUGUCAGUGAAGAGAUACGGGUCUCGCAUUUCAUUUGAGAAGGCUCCUCUCAGACAGUCUCUCUCAGAAAGUUUAUGAAGGUUACCUGCAGUUAAUUUACUGACUUUCUUCCCUAACCUUACCACAUAUAAUCAGAUUUAAUGCUCUGCCUGUUUAAAAUAUUGAAACACUGUGCAAACAUUACAUUUUAAAUAUAUAAAAUGCACAAUUUCUUUUUGAUUCCAACGGUUAAGUGUUACAUAUUUUACUGUUGUGAUGCAGUGACAGACACAUGAUCACACUGACAUAUAGAUUACAUGUCACAUAUUUAAAUCUAUAGACUAAAAUAGUGCACAUUCACAGUCAGAUGGGGUCAGGGUCAGGGUUUCAAGCAUUUCAUCUGCUAAUUACACAGAUUACACAUUUUAAAAUACACAUACACUAUGGCAUUCAUUUUGUACAAGCAUCUCAAAUAGGAUUAUCCACACUAGUAUUUGUGGCUUUCUUUUUUUCCCUUCAUGAUGUACCAUGUUGUAAAUAACAUCAGAAUAGGGCAGACAAAUCAGCAUAAUUUAUGUCAAGCCCUUCUUUUUAUUUCAUCUAACAAUUAAUUAUGAAAUAGCAGGAAAGACAAAUACUAGAUCAGAGACUGAACAGAAAUAUAAAUAUUUUCAUAUAAAUAUCUGUAUUUGGUGAUGGAUAGUCCUCUUCAAGGUGCUGACACACAGUGGAUAGUGUGUAACUGUAAAUCCCAGUGUUUUAAGAUUUUCAAAUGAGUGCUUGUUUUAAUAACAGUAGCAAACAGAAGGUCAUGUGAUUAGUCAGAUGGACGUCCAGUGCAACAUUUUUUCAGUUUAGCUAUGUCCCAAGCAUCCUUUACAAAAAUCAAUACGCUCAAUCUAAAAUAUCAGUCAAAAUAAUAGUCUGCAACAAGACAUAUAGGGAGAGAGAGAUUUUCCUCAUCAUGUAAUUAAUCCAUGAUUUGAACAGUUAUUUAUGGCGACUGUUGUCCUAUAUGGAAAAUGAGUAUAAGCAUGUGACAUUAGUACAUCUUGUGGUCUUGCAGUCUACAUUAUAUGACUGUGACAAUACAUGUUUGGACUGAUCUUUUCAGGUGAUAUUUGACAACAUUCAUGUCUACUAAGGGACUGGGCACCAACUGUUCUCCUCAUCCACCUGCCCCCUCCCUCUCCCUCUCCUUUGGUACUUCAGUGCAGCUCAUUCAUGCUUCAGUGUCCUUUUGUCUUUCAAUGGUGUCUUAUGUGACUUUUCUCGCGUGACCUGUGCGUUUUUGUAUUGAGUGUUUUUUUGGAGGUGCAUGCUGAUUAGAGAAGGAGGGGAAUGUUAUCCACUGACCGAAGUAGUGAGUGCCAUUUCAUGAUUGUACCUCGUCCCUAAUGAGCACUGAAAAUCAGAAACCGUAGUAGAGGUUCAUGCUGUUUCCUAACAUUCCCUCCACACACCCCUGUUGGCAUUUAAACUUGAUUCCUGUUCAGAAGUUAUCUCCUUUGUGUCUGUGUUUGGUAGCUUCGUCAGGCGUUUCCCAUGUAGCAUCCCUCUGUGCGUGAGCGUGUGUGUGCUUGUGUGUGUGUGUGUGUGUGUGUGUUAGGGGGCUACCUCAAUCUGCACUAGAAGAUGCCUCACUCGUGUUGUCCACCUUAACUUUGAGGUGCAGGGUAGCUGCUUAGUCAUAUUGUACCUCCAUUGUACAGCAAAUGUACAGAAGAUGAAGGAGUGACGUUAGACAGGAGGAUGCAACAGAAUUCAUGCAUGUAAAACAAACUAUACACUGUAUCUCAUCUUCAAAUAGGUUAAGAUUGUUAGGAUAUGUAUGUAUGUAUGUAAAUAUGAUGGGAAAACCCCCCUUUUUCAGAAUUAUGUAACUUAAAAAUGACAAUAUUCAGGUUGCUCUAUGGUAUGUAUCAAUAAAUGUUUUGCACCCUGGAAAUCAAAAAAGAGAACAACAAAAA